Molecule: messenger RNA, 3790 nt
Organism: Tachysurus vachellii
Lineage: Eukaryota; Metazoa; Chordata; Actinopteri; Siluriformes; Bagridae
Gene: grna
Product: granulin a
Exons: 18
Coding region: 86-3286 (1066 amino acids)
Cellular component (GO): extracellular region
Source: RefSeq, a predicted model, not a curated record
AAAAUGAAAUAAACCAGUUUAUUAGUUUCAGUAGGGAGUGUGGUGUAGUGCAGCCGAGAAUCGGGAGCUUGUGGACGAGACGGUGAUGUUCGAUCGGGUAAAAAACUCUCCAGGUUCGAACAUAACCCAUAGGAGGAUGUUAAGGCUGACAGCUGGUGUGCUCUUGUUGAGCCUGGUGUCUGGUUUGAAGUGUCCUGAUCAGCAGCGCUGUGGGGACCAGCAGACGUGUUGCCAGAUUCCUUCUGGAGAAUUCAACUGCUGUCCGUUCCAUCAGGGCGAGUGCUGUGAGGACCACUUACACUGCUGCCCCGAAGGCAUGUUGUGUGAGGUUAAAGAAUCCAGGUGCACAAACGCUACACACUCGCUUCCAUGGGCCGAGAGAUUUCCUUCCGAAGACACUGACCUCCACAAUGUGGCGCGUUGGUCAGUUUCUGAUGUUCCCUGUGACGACACCAAGGCUUGUCCUGAUGGAAACACAUGCUGUAAGACAGAACAGGGAGGAUGGGCCUGCUGCCCUCUGCCUCAGGCGGUGUGUUGUGAGGACUUUAUCCACUGCUGUCCUCAUGAUACAAAAUGUAACGUCGCUGCUGGGUCAUGUGACAACUCGUCAAUUUCUGUGCCCUGGCUGAAGAAGGAGCCGAGUAAACCAAUCGGUGGACAGAAAGUUCCAGAAGACAAGAGUACAUCAGUUUCUGAUGUUCCCUGUGAUGACACCAAGGCUUGUCCUGAUGGAAACACAUGCUGUAAGACAGAACAGGGAGGAUGGGCCUGCUGCCCUCUGCCUCAGGCGGUGUGUUGUGAGGACUUUAUCCACUGCUGUCCUCAUGAUACAAAGUGUAACGUCGCUGCUGGGUCAUGUGACAACUCGUCAAUUUCUGUGCCCUGGCUGAAGAAGGAGCCGAGUAAACCAAUCGGUGGACAGAAGGUUCCAGAAGACAAGAGUACAUCAGUUUCUGAUGUUCCCUGUGAUGACACCAAGGCUUGUCCUGAUGGAAACACAUGCUGUAAGACAGAACAGGGAGGAUGGGCCUGCUGCCCUCUGCCUCAGGCGGUGUGUUGUGAGGACUUUAUCCACUGCUGUCCUCAUGAUACAAAGUGUAACGUCGCUGCUGGGUCAUGUGACAACUCGUCAAUUUCUGUGCCCUGGCUGAAGAAGGAGCCGAGUAAACCAAUCGGUGGACAGAAGGUUCCAGAAGACAAGAGUACAUCAGUUUAUAAUGUUCCCUGUGACGACACCGUGACUUGUCCUGAUGGAAACACAUGCUGUAAGACAGAACAGGGAGGAUGGGCCUGCUGCCCUCUGCCUCAGGCGGUGUGUUGUGAGGACUUUAUCCACUGCUGUCCUCAUGAUACAAAGUGUAAUGUCGCUGCUGAUACAUGUGACAACUCGUCAAUUUCUGUGCCCUGGCUGAAGAAGGAGCCGAGUAAACCAAUCGGUGGACAGAAAGUUCCAAACACCAAGGAUACGUCAGUUUCUGAUGUUCCCUGUGACGACACCGUGACUUGUCCUGAUGGAAACACAUGCUGUAAGACAGAACAGGGAGGAUGGGGCUGCUGCCCUCUGCCUCAGGCGGUGUGUUGUGAGGACUUUAUCCACUGCUGUCCUCAUGAUACAAAGUGUAAUGUCGCUGCUGGGUCAUGUGACAACUCGUCAAUUUCUGUGCCCUGGCUGAAGAAGGAGCCGAGUAAACCAAUCGGUGGACAGAAGGUUCCAGAAGACAAGAGUACAUCAGUUUAUAAUGUUCCCUGUGACGACACCGUGGCUUGUCCUGAUGGAAACACAUGCUGUAAGACAGAACAGGGAGGAUGGGCCUGCUGCCCUCUGCCUCAGGCGGUGUGUUGUGAGGACUUUAUCCACUGCUGUCCUCAUGAUACAAAGUGUAACGACGCUGCUGAUACAUGUGACAACUCGUCAAUUUCUGUGCCCUGGCUGAAGAAGGAGCCGAGUAAACCAAUCGGUGGACAGAAAGUUCCAAACACCAAGGAUACGUCAGUUUCUGAUGUUCCCUGUGACGACACCGUGACUUGUCCUGAUGGAAACACAUGCUGUAAGACAGAACAGGGAGGAUGGGGCUGCUGCCCUCUGCCUCAGGCGGUGUGUUGUGAGGACUUUAUCCACUGCUGUCCUCAUGAUACAAAGUGUAAUGUCGCUGCUGGGUCAUGUGACAACUCGUCAAUUUCUGUGCCCUGGAUGGAGAAGGAGCCGAGUAAACCAAUCGGUGGACAGAAGGUUACAGAAGACAAGAGUACAUCAGUUUAUAAUGUUCCCUGUGAUGAUACUGCGGUUUGUCUUGAUGGAAGCACAUGCUGUAAGACAGAACAGGGAGGAUGGGCCUGCUGCCCUCUGCCUCAGGCGGUUUGUUGUGAGGACUUUAUCCACUGCUGUCCUCAUAAUACGAAGUGUAACCUCGCCAUUCGGUCAUGUGACAGCUCGUCAGGCUCAGUGCCCUGGCUAAAGAAGAAGCCAAGCCGACCAAUCGGUGGACAGAAGGUUCCAAACACCAAGGAUACAUCAGUUUCUGAUAUUCCCUGUGAUGACACUGUGACUUGUCCUGAUGAAAACACAUGCUGUAAGACAGAACAGGGAGGAUGGGGCUGCUGUCCUAUGCCUCAGGCGGUGUGUUGUGAGGACUUUAUGCACUGCUGUCCUCAUGGUACAAAGUGUAACCUUCCAGCUCAGAAAUGUGACAACUCAUCAGGCUCUGUGCCCUGGCUGGAGAAGGAGCCGAGAAGACCAACCGGCGAUCAGAAGGUUCCAGAAACCGAGGGAUCAGUGCCCUGGCUGAAGAAGAAGCCAAGCCGGCCAACUGCAAGCACAGCUCGAAAUACAUCGGUAAACGAAGUGAAGUGCGACCCUCACAUGUCCUGUCCUCCACACACCACCUGCUGUUUUAUGAAGAUGAGCAAGAAAUGGGGCUGCUGUCCUCUGGACCAGGCUACAUGUUGUGCGGACGGAGAGAACUGCUGUCCGAAAGGUUACACCUGCCGUGACCAGUGGUGUGAGAAAAGCUCCGGGACAAAGUACGACUUUGUGCCGUUAUCGUCUCCGAUCCAAAAUGACAUUGACUGUGGAGGAGGAUUCAGCUGCAAGGACACAGAAACCUGCUGCAGGAUCUCAGAGACUUCCUGGGGCUGUUGUCCAUUCGCAAAGGCUGUGUGUUGUAGUGACAUGCAGCGUUGCUGUCCCACUGGAUUCACCUGCGAUGAGUCCGGCUCCUGCUCCCAAGCGAAGGGCUUCGACUGGAAGAUGUUCUUCUCCAAGAAGAAACGAGCUCGCACUCUAUAAAAACAAAGAGAGCUCAUUCUACUGAGCAACGUCACACUCCGAACCUGAAUAAAGUUCACACGUGUCACACUAAUCAGGUUUUAUACAUUUUGGUGUUAAUUAAUAAUUGAUUAUAACUGCACUAAUUAAUUCAGUCUCCAAACCAUAGCUGAAGCAAUGUCCUUGAAAUGCGUGUGGUCUAUUUGGUGUUCAUCUCAGCCAUCAAAGACAAAUGUAGUAGAUGUUUAUUAGCAUCUACGACACGCUACGUCACUGCACUGAGGUAAAAUCAAUGACGGAACAGCGUUGUUUAGAAAUCACUUUUCCGUGUUAUGAGGGAUUUACAUUUGUCUUUUUUUUUGCCUAAGGUUAUAAUGUGAUAACUGAUCCUCAUAGAAAUGAAAUUCACCCUCAGUAACAAACUACUUCUGUGAUUCUUUUAUUUUAAGAGCUGUCUUUCUUCAUUCUUUCACCAUCUACUAUUUCUUUUCAGAGAUAUUACAAUACAGAGUUUGAUCAUAAAAA